UAUGCCCCUGUAACAUUAUGGCGAUUAGCCGCCUUUAAUAUGCUGUUGAUAUGCUGUUGAUAUGAACGCAGGCUUUAAAAGAAUGAUCUCAUUGGAGCUUACCUGCAACUCUAUGACCUAGCAUUGCUGCGGUCUCUUCGAGAAAUCCGAUGCCCAGGUUUUCCUUGGCCACGGCAUGAUGCUCUGCCCAUACGUAGAACAUUUCCAAUACCCAGAAAAACAGCAAGCGCAAACUCUACGCUUUACUAUAUCCACACACUACAACAGUCUUGAGAACAAUUAUACCUCAGGUACCUAAAACUAUACCCAACCUAUCAAAUCAACCUAAACCGUCAACAUGGGUGCCGUAGUAUCUUGCGUUCAAUCCAUCUUCCGCACCAUCGGAAACGUCAUCAUGGCCAUCGUGUCGGGUAUCGGUAACAUCCUCGUAGCCAUCAUCAACGGCAUCGUGUCCUUCUUCGGCAUCAUCAUCAGCUUCCUGACCUGCGGCUACUGCCGCGGCCACCGGCGUAGUACAGGCGGCGGCUGGGGCCGACGUCGCCAUGCCACCACUACGAGCCGCAUCUAGAGGGAGUGGUAAUUCGCUAAAGUGGAGAGGGAGGGAGCAGGAAAUUGAAUUCGAGUAACUGGUUUCUUUUCGUUUCAUAUGGGCUGGUUGGACGAUGAUGAUGAGCGGAGAGUUGGUUAACGAGAGACGGGGCUUUCAAGAGCCAUCACGAUCGAUUGAGCAUUACGAUACCCCCUAUUUUCUAUUUUCUUGAGUACUGUACUUCGACACGGAGACGGAGUGAUGGAAUUGUCACAACAUCCUCACAAAUAGAAAAAUAAUAGACAUUUCAAAUCACCAUUACACUCCGUGACAUUCAAA
This is a messenger RNA of Daldinia loculata, 868 nucleotides long. RefSeq lists its product as uncharacterized. The transcript is spliced from 3 exons. Lineage: Eukaryota; Fungi; Ascomycota; Sordariomycetes; Xylariales; Hypoxylaceae. The record is from RefSeq and is a predicted model, not a curated record. Bases 338 to 568 code for a protein of 76 amino acids.